This is a messenger RNA of Symbiodinium necroappetens, 1487 nucleotides long. Lineage: Eukaryota; Dinophyceae; Suessiales; Symbiodiniaceae. The record is from the annotation of a GenBank genome assembly.
AUGGAGAACAUCUGGAUCGGAUGUUCGCACCGCCUUCCUUUUAGCUCCACUUCGUCAGCCAGGCAAGGUAACAAUCCUACGACCUCCUUCGGUGAUCACACAAGCCGGAUUCUCAGCUCCGGGGGAGCUGUGGGAAGUCACUGGAGCGCUGUAUGGACUGCAGUCCAGUCCAGCGGCUUGGGCUACCCCACCAUUGAAGUGAAAUUGAAUGAACAGAUAACACAUCUUGAACAGUCCAAGCAUGAUCCCAAUUUGUGGUUGUUGAAAAGCCCGCAAACGGCUGAACUCCUCGCAAUCCUCACAAUUUAUGUGGAUGAUUUAUUGCUUUCGGGAACUCCUGAAGCAUCAACGGCUAUAUGGAAGGCGAUCAAGGAAAAGUGGAAGAUCAGCGAGCCGGAGUUUGCCGACGAGGGCCAGGGAAUCACAUUUUGUGGAUUUGAAAUCAGGCAAGAUGACCAAGGACUUCAUGUGGGUCAAUCGAAGUAUGUUCAGUCCUUACUGGACAAGUACUCUGAAGUAACUGGAGUUACCAGCGCCCCCUACGCCAAGGAAUCAGAACCGGUGUGCAAGCCUCAAGACUCUUUGGAGAAACUACGUCGUGCACAAGGGCUGGUCGGAGAACUCCUCUGGCUAGCCACCAGGACGAGAGCAGAUUUGGUUUAUGGGGUUAGUCGCAUUGGACAGCUUAUUACAAGGGACGUGGACCAAGCCAUUCAGAGGGCGGAGGAUAUGAUCAGAUAUCUCAAAAGCACGAAACAUCAGGAGGUGCGCUACGGAAUUCCGGGUGAGGGACAUGGUCCUGGAAGCCAGCUGCCGGUGGAGAGAGAUUUUAAUCUGAUCGAGGUUUUUGCUGACGCAAGCUUUUGUCCAGGGAGCGAUCGAAGUCAGACUGGCAUCGUGCUCAUGUGGGGCAAUGCCCCAAUUGGUUGGAUGUCAAUGAGGCAACCCUGCGCUAGCUUAAGCACGGCUGAAGCAGAACUCCAAGCCUCUUUGGAUGGGAUGACACUGGCAGAAGGGCUACACGGCUUGCUGUCGGAACUGGCAGAGGCUUACCAUGUGCCUGGGAAAUACAUGUUGGGUGAUCUUUGCACAAAACCGCUACUGGGACCCCGUAUCAAAGAGUUACUCAGCAUGAUGAGUGUGACGCUUGAAAAGCCAUCAGAUGCUGAUGGGGGGGAGUCGGACUCCUUGAAAGAAAUCAAAAGAUACAAGAUUGAGCCUGUUGAGUCCUCGGGGUCCGGGGGAGAUGGUCGUGUUGAACAGGCCCUUCGUGCAAUCACAGCAGCUUCACUCAUUGAUGGCGUGGCAUCAAAGUUGAUGAAGAUUCAGGUUGAGAUUGAAGAGGAGAAAAAUCAGCUUGACGAGAUCUUCGACCUCCUGAAGUACCUAAGUGCAGUGCUUGUGUUGGUCGGCUUGAUUGCCUUGGUUGCGUGGAAGUGUUGGAAGCGUGAGUCAGUUGAUGCCCCUAAGGAUCAGAUCUGUGAGGG